AUGAGAAAAUGUCCAAACCAUGGAAUCACUCAAGGAAACCAAGUGCAGUACUUCUACACCGGACUUACACCACUGUCCAAAUCUCAAGUUGAUGCCUCUGCUGGUGGAUCAAUCAUAGGAAAAUCAGUGCAACAAACCAUGGACCUAUUUGAGUUAAUUGCCACCACACAUUCAAUGUUCUCAUCAGAAAGAGCGGUACAACCAAAGGCAGCAAGAAUGUGUGAAUUAGACAGCACAACAUCUACCAAUGCACAGAUAGCAGCUUUAACAAAACAGGUAGAGUUACUUGGAAAACUGCAAACACAUGGAGCAAAUGCGAUGAUGGCCAGUUCAGCAUGUGAGAAUUGUGGAAAUCAUGCUACAGAGAGCUGCAUGAUGCUCACUUCUUCAGAGGAUCAACAAGAAAGAAGACCAAGUUUGGGAGAGAUGUUCCAACAAUAUGUGCAGAAGACGGACAAGGUGUUCCAGCAAAUUGACACGAACUUUCAAAAUCAGCAGGCAUCCAUCAAGAAACUGGAGACACAAAUUGGUCAGACAGCACAACAACUUGCAGAACAUCCACAAGGGACAUUGCUAGGUAAUACAAUAAUAAAUCCUAAGGAACAGUUGAUGACAAUUAAAGAAGUGGAGAAUGAUCUACCUAGGGCCCCCGUAAAAGUUAAAGCAUAUGUACCUCCACUUUCGUUUCCUCAAAGACUUCGAAAGAAGUCGAUGGAGCAAAAUAUUCAUAUCAUAAAUACAAAGAGCGAGGUACAAUCACCAGAGAUCACUACAGAGAGACCCAAAAGAAAAGAUGACCAAGAAGUGAUUGAUGAACCUACAAGGGUGGAAAAAUCUGCACCAAACGCAACUGAAAAUGGAGAAAGUACAGAAACAUUAGCUACCAAAGCACCAAAGAUGUUGACAAAGAAAAGAAAGCUUCCGAAGUUUGAAACUGUGGCAUUAACUGAGGAGAGUAGUGCAAGAGUCCAUAGAAAAUUGCCUCCUAAAUUGAAGGAUCCAAGGAGUUUUACUUUACCAAUUUCAAUUGGAAAUUCCUAUUCAAUUCAUGCAUUGUGCGACACUGGUGCUAUUAUCAAUCUAAUGUCGUAUUCUGCUUAUAGGAAAUUUGGACUAGAUGAAGUCAACUCAAAAUCAAUAACGCUACAACUAGCUGAUAGAACAAUCACAAGACCAUGUGGCAAAUUUGAGGAUGUACUCGUCAAAGUAGGAAAUUUAAUAUUUCCUGUGGAUUUCAUUGUGUUGGACAUACCAGAAGAUCGAGACAUUCCAAUAAUAUUAGGUCGGUCAUUCUGA
Messenger RNA from Olea europaea var. sylvestris, 1296 nucleotides. RefSeq lists its product as uncharacterized. The coding region runs from base 1 to 1296 and encodes 431 amino acids. Lineage: Eukaryota; Viridiplantae; Streptophyta; Magnoliopsida; Lamiales; Oleaceae. The record is from RefSeq and is a predicted model, not a curated record. The transcript has 3 exons.